AUGGUAUCAACGCCACAGACAAGACCGAUUUCGAAGGACGAUGCAUUUCCUUCGCUACAGCUUUUUCUUUUGGGCAUCUGCCGUGUGGCGGAACCCAUCGCCCUCACCUCGAUCUUCCCAUACUCAUGGGUAAUGGUCCAAGACUUCCACGUCGGCAACCCCAAUGACGCCUCCUUCUACGCCGGAAUCCUAGUUGCCGCCUUUUCGCUCGCAGAAGCCCUGACUGGAAUGUUCUGGGGUGCCCUUUCGGAUCGCAUUGGUCGCAAACCCGUUUUGCUACUCGGUUGCGCUGGCACGAUGCUUUCGCUAUUGAUUGUCGGGUUUGCGUCGACUUUCUGGGUAGCUCUCCUUGGUAGAAUCAUUGGUGGCGUGCUUAAUGGGAACAUUGGCGUGAUUCAGACCAUGGUUGGUGAGCUUGUGAAGCGUCCGGAACAUGAACCUCGGGCUUAUGCUGUAAUGCCAUUUGUCUGGUCGAUCGGUACUAUUAUUGGACCUGCCGUUGGAGGAUUACUUGCUAAACCCGUUGAAGGGUUCCCGUCGGUCUUCUCCCCAUAUGGUAUAUUCGCGAAGUACCCAUUCCUCUUGCCUAACCUCUUUUGUGCUGGUCUUCUCUUGAUUAGUAUCGUUGGAGGCGCCAUACUUCUGCAGGAGACUCAUCCCGAGUUUCAGCCACGAUCAUCAGAGUUGGAUUAUAAAGUGAAUGUUGAAACACCAUUAAUGGCUACCGCUGGUGCUACAGCUAACCCUGGUGUUGACCUUCGCGCUGAAUCGUACGGCACGUUCAACGAAGUCAAUAGGCAUUCAACUAAAAGCUGGCGUAUCGAUGGCGAGGCCUCCAAAGAAAGAUCAUCUUCCCCGCGACACGAAGUAGCGUUCACAUCUCAAGUUCUGAUGUUCAUCAUUGCGCUUGGCAUUUUCACAUACCACUCGAUGACCUUUGAUCAUCUCCUCCCUAUCUUCCUCCAAGAUAAGCACCAGGUCGAUUUCAUUCCUCAUUCAUUCCUACGCAUUUCCGGUGGCCUGGGUUUAUCUACACGAACUGUCGGGUUUAUCAUGUCCGUUGACGGACUAAUGGCGCUCUUCAUUCAAGCCGUUAUAUUUGCCCCUUUGACGGAUUGGCUAGGUGUUUGGAGACUGUUCGUGCUUGUCACGGCUCUACACCCUAUCACAUACUUUAUCAUUCCAUUCCUCGUUUUGCUCCCAUCAAACCUCGUCUACGCUGGUAUAUAUACCUGCCUAGCGAUCCGCAACAUUCUCUCGAUAGUCGCUUACCCGGUCCUUCUCAUCUUGAUCAAACAAUCCAGCCCUUCUUGUUCCGUCAUGGGUAAGAUCAACGGCCUAGCCGCUUCAGCCGGAGCGGCAUGCCGUACAAUCGCUCCUCCGGUAGCUGGCUAUCUGUAUAGCGCCGGGACAGCCAGUGGCUGUACCUCUAUAGCGUGGUGGAGUAGCACCUUCAUCGCGUUGAUCGGUACUUCUCAGCUGUGGUUCAUCAGGCGUCGCAAGGACACAGUCACAGUGCGAUCUGUAGCGCCGUGUUUGGCUGCUGCCGGGCCUCCUGCUUCUGAUAGUCAUCCACGUGAAGUGAUUCAUGUAAUAGUUAGUGAGGAGGAUUAUCAGGCUUGA
Molecule: messenger RNA, 1623 nt
Organism: Talaromyces amestolkiae
Lineage: Eukaryota; Fungi; Ascomycota; Eurotiomycetes; Eurotiales; Trichocomaceae
Exons: 4
Coding region: 1-1623 (540 amino acids)
Biological process (GO): transmembrane transport
Molecular function (GO): transmembrane transporter activity
Source: RefSeq, a predicted model, not a curated record